AUGAUGCAUUCUGUAGACAUAUGUAGCAGCUGUCUAGCAGUUCUCUAUGAGCACAAUGUGGUCUUGUCAGAGGACACCGAAGUGCCAGUUUCUUCUGAGGAGGUCUUGAUGCUGAUGGAGAAAAAUAUUGCAAUUUUGGAAGCAGCCAUCAAGGAAGCAGCUAGACAGGGUGCCCAUAUCAUUGUGGAUCCUGAAGAUGGCAUUUACAGAUGGAUCUUCACAAGGGAAACAAUGUACCCUUAUCUUGAGGAUAUCCCAGACCCACAGGUGGACUGGAUUUUGUGUGCUCAUCCUGGAAUACAUCAUCCCUGUUAUACAUGGGGGAGUAGUCUGAAGGGAAAGACAGCUAGGGGUUUUACUCUGGGCUUUAAAGAUUUCUCUAUUUAUGUGAAGCACUUGCAUAAAGAUGUGAAUAUUGGAAAAUUUCUGGUGUUACAUGUUUGCAGAGAGUGUAUUUAUGCCUCAGAUGGUCCAAGAGCAUGUUACUACAAUACUGAAAUGGAUAAUGGCCACCUUUUGGUGACAGAACUGAGUUCAUGCCCACAGCUCUCUCCUGACUAUCCUGCUGCUGCUAACUGGAUAUUGUAUGCCACCCAGAUCAAACAGCUUCCAUCAAACAAUGAUCUCUUCUCCUUCACGGAACUCACUGAAUCUGAGGGAAAUUGAGACAUUUAUCAGCAAGACCUCUGUUAUCAUCACAAGAUGGUAGAGAAGCAGCAAGAUGAAAGUUAUGUCCUGGGUGCCUUUGAUGGGCUACAUGUUGUUGAAGGACAGUGUUAUUUGCAGAUCUGCAGUCUACUCAAGUGCCCAAGCACAAACCUGAGCACAUGUGGGCAGCCUGUGGAGACGGCUCAGACCAAGUUUGAGAUGUUCUCCCUCAGUGGCACGUUUGGCACCAGCUACGUCUUCCCAGAAGUGUUGUACAGCGGGGUGCAGCUGGCCCCCGGGGAGUUCGAGGUGCUAAGUGACGGACGUCUGACAAGUCAGAAUACUACGUCAAAGCCAGUUUUGAGUGUAACACUCUUUGGGAGGUGGUAUGAGAAGGACCCUCCACAGACACAUCAAGCUUCAGCAUGAUUUCACGGCAGAUCCUUCAAGCUUUCAUCUGCUUGUUUCUGUAACACUAAUUAAUUAGAAAUAAUGGUAAUUAAUACUAAUAUUCAUUAUUAAAAUGGCAUUAUAUUUCUCAAUUUGCCUUAUCUAACAGCACAGUCACUGCACAUUGAUGUAUUGACUUAGUUUUGCAGCAAAUUCAAUACUCUGAUGGACUUUUGUGAAUGAGUUUUUAUAUGAUAACUUUGGUUGGCUUAGGCUUGGCCUUAACACUGAGAAAAAUAGAAAAUAAAUUCCUCUUAUUUUAGUGGUGUAGGAUUCAAUGAGUUGUGCCCCAAUAAAAGCCAGUUUUCAAAUAUUUGAAAUU
Messenger RNA from Ficedula albicollis (Collared flycatcher), 1420 nucleotides. RefSeq names its product vascular non-inflammatory molecule 2-like. NCBI's taxonomy places the organism in Eukaryota, Metazoa, Chordata, Aves, Passeriformes, Muscicapidae. The record is from RefSeq and is a predicted model, not a curated record.